Molecule: messenger RNA, 1109 nt
Organism: Dermochelys coriacea (leatherback sea turtle)
Lineage: Eukaryota; Metazoa; Chordata; Testudines; Dermochelyidae
Gene: NPSR1
Product: neuropeptide S receptor 1
Biological process (GO): positive regulation of release of sequestered calcium ion into cytosol; neuropeptide signaling pathway
Cellular component (GO): cytoplasm; membrane
Molecular function (GO): neuropeptide receptor activity
Source: RefSeq, a predicted model, not a curated record
AUGCAAGUCAGUUUCACAGAAGCCAGCAGCAACUUAAAUGGAAACAGAGAGAGGCUGGAUUUUACACCUGUAGCUUGCACAGAAACAAUGACUUUCACUGAAGUGGUGGAGGAUGAGGAAUGGGGAUCCUUCUACUAUUCCUUUAAGACAGAACAGCUGGUUACUCUUUGGAUUCUCUUUAUUGUCACAGUUGCUGGAAACUCCAUUGUGCUGUUCUCUACCUGGAAGUGGAAGAAGAAGAGGAAAUCCAGAAUGACCUUUUUUGUGACACAGUUAGCCAUCACAGAUUGUUUUACAGGAUUCAUAAAUAUACUGACUGAUAUAAUUUGGCGCUUCACAGGAGAUUUCAUGGCCCCUGAUCUUGUCUGCAGAGUUCGCUACUUGCAGGUUGUCCUUCUGUAUGCCUCAACGUAUGUUCUGGUUUCACUCAGCAUAGACCAUUACCGUGCCAUAGUUUAUCCAAUGAAGUUCCUUCAGGGAGGUGGGGAAGUAGGAAGAAUGUACAGCAAGUCAUCCAAAGGAGAGUAUGAGGCCAAUCAGCAUGGAUACAAGAGUGUCAUUUACUUCAUUGUGAUUCGAACCAUAUGGAUGAAGAGUAAACCUCAUGCUGCGAUUGUUUCCAACUGCUCAAAUGGCAAAUUCUGUGCCAGCUACACCCAUCGAGGGCUCAUAUCAAAGGCUAAAGUUAAAACUAUCAAGUACAGCAUUGUAAUUAUUCUUGAAAAGAAAAGGACAUUUGUACUCUGCUGGAGCCCUUAUUUUCUCUUUGAUAUCCUGGACAACUUCAAAGUACUCCCUGAGACCAACGAACGCUUCUAUGCAUCUGUGAUUAUUCAGAAUCUACCAUCUUUAAACAGUGCCGUUAAUCCCCUCAUCUACUGCAUCUUCAGCAACAGCCUUUGCCGUCCUUUCGGGAAAAGAAGAGCAAGAAACUUAGGGGGAACUUUCAGAGACCAAACUGAUGGGCAGGAGAUGCAUGCUCUGUCCAAGCCCGAAUAUGUCUAGAAUGCAUGUAUCAAGACUCCCACUAGUACUGCCUGGAGAAUGCUGACAUCUCACUCUUUUCUAUAGCAUAUGGAUUUCAGAAUGGCAUUGCAAAUUCUUUCACU